AUGGGCUUGGAAAAGGUCAAGCACGUUGUGCUGGUGCUUUCCGGCAAAGGAGGCGUGGGCAAAUCUUCGGUGACGACUCAGCUGGCCCUGUCUCUGACGCUCGCCGGCCACUCGGUGGGAAUCCUCGAUGUCGACCUGACCGGCCCGUCUAUUCCGCGCAUGCUAUCGAUCGAGGCCUCCAAGGUCAAGCAGGUACCGGGAGGAUGGGCUCCAGUCCCCGUCCACGAGGCAGAGCCUGAAACCGGCUUGGGGAGUCUGCAUGCCAUGAGUCUAGGAUUCCUGUUGCCUCAAAGAGGCGACGCGGUGGUGUGGAGAGGUCCCAAGAAGACGGCCAUGAUUCGGCAGUUUCUCAAGGACGUGCUGUGGGACGACACCGACUACCUUCUCAUCGACACUCCUCCGGGCACCAGCGACGAGCACAUCUCACUGGCCGAAACGCUGCAGAAGGACGCCCGCCUAGGCCAGGUGGCUGGCGCGGUGGUUGUGACGACGCCCCAGGCAGUGGCCACGGCAGACGUGCGCAAGGAGCUCAACUUUUGCGUCAAGACGGGCAUCCGCGUGCUGGGGGUGGUGGAAAACAUGAGCGGCUUCGUCUGUCCGCACUGCUCCGAAUGCACCGACAUCUUCGGGUCCGGCGGCGGGCGGUCCAUGGCGGAGGAGUUCAAGGUGCCGUUCCUGGGAUCUGUGCCCAUUGACGCGCAGUUCAUCGCCCUCGUCGAGGAAGGCCAGCGGCCGCAUUAUCCAGCGGGAACGGUGGUGAAUGGCCUGGAUAUAUCAAGCGAUGAGAAGCUCGACAAGCCUGAGGACAAGGGCGAAGGAACGCUGGUGGACAAGUACAAGGACUGCUCGCUGUUCCACAUAUUCGUAGGCAUAACCUCGCAGCUCGAGGAGAAGGUUGCCGGAGUAGAAGUUACAUGA
Messenger RNA from Trichoderma aggressivum f. europaeum, 918 nucleotides. RefSeq lists its product as uncharacterized. Gene Ontology annotation, cellular component: cytosol. Gene Ontology annotation, molecular function: ATP-dependent FeS chaperone activity; ATP binding; 4 iron, 4 sulfur cluster binding. Bases 1 to 918 code for a protein of 305 amino acids. NCBI's taxonomy places the organism in Eukaryota, Fungi, Ascomycota, Sordariomycetes, Hypocreales, Hypocreaceae. The transcript has 2 exons. The record is from RefSeq and is a predicted model, not a curated record. Gene Ontology annotation, biological process: iron-sulfur cluster assembly.